CCCAAUACCUUUAUUCUUCAUAUAUUCUCACAUUUUCUCUCUCUUAUAUUCUGCUCUCUAAUCAUCUUUCAUUAGAGAAAAUAAUUCUUUACAAAAUGGAGGAAGUUGAGAUACCUCAAUAUUUCUUAUGUCCAAUAUCCCUUCAAAUCAUGAAAGAUCCAGUCACGGUGGUGACAGGCAUCACGUACGACCGGGAAAGCAUCACGCAGUGGUUGUUGGCGGCGGCGGAGGAACCGAGUUGCCCGGUCACAAAGCAGCCUUUGGCGGCGCGUGACGCCGCCGCCGGCGAGUUAACCCCCAACCACACGCUCCGCCGCCUCAUCCAAUCUUGGUGCAUUGCCAAUUCCCACAAAGGAAUCGAUCUUCUCCCCACUCCCAAAUCCCCUCUCACUAAAUCUCGUGUCCACCGGCUUAUCCGCGACUUGAAUAACCCCAAAACGUUCAUGAAAUCUUUGAACCAAUUGGAGGAGCUCGCGGAGGAGGAGAAGAACCGGAAGUGUAUUGAGGAAGCUGGCGUGGCAAAAUCUAUGGUUCUGUUCGUAGUUAAAAGGUUUAAGGAAGGAGAAGUAAUCUUAGCAGGCCUCGAACAGGCUUUGAGGAUCUUUUGUCUUGUUUGGACCCCGUCCGAGGAAAACAAGUCAAUAGUGAACCAAAACCAUAGCGGUCUUAUUCCACUUAUAUUACAAAUUAUGAAAACAAAAACAGAACUUGAUCAUCUCAAAAUCCAAGCAAUGGCGGCCUUGAAAGCAAUCACAGAAGUUUCCAAUUCCAGUUCCCUGGAGGGACUAACCCAACAAUUCUUCUCCAAAAUUGUGAGUCUCAUCACUCAACAAACCACAAUACAAAAACAGGCUCUUCAUGUCCUCAUACACGCCUCCCAAUUGGGUAAAAACAGGCUAAAGAUCAUCGAAUCGGGGGCGAUUUUCGACCUGAUUGAGCUGGAAUUAAGCGGCCCUGGAAAGAGGAUUAGCGAGCUGGCAUUUUGCCUGUUGGCUAAUCUGUGCUCUCUAGCCGAGGGGAGACAGGAGUUGUUGAAACACGCGGGGGGUAUAGCCGUGGUGUCCAAACGGGUGCUGAAUGUUUCUCCGGCGACGGAUAACUGGGCGGUGCAGAUUCUGGCGGUGAUUUCGAGAUGUUCGGGAACGAAAGAUGUGGUUCUGGAGAUGUUGAGGGUGGGGGCUGUGUCAAAGCUUUGCAUGGUUCUUCAAGCUGAUUGUGAAGUGCGUUUGAAGAAGAAGGCAAGGGAGAUAUUGAGGGCGCACUCUAGUGUUUGGAGUGACUCUCCUUGUAUACAAGAGAAAUAUGAUGGGACAAUUGAGGGACUAAAUAGACCGUUUUCUAAUACAAAUGUAUUUGUUUACGUGCAUCGAAGAUAGCUAAUAUUUUUAUCUUA
Molecule: messenger RNA, 1393 nt
Organism: Ipomoea triloba (trilobed morning glory)
Lineage: Eukaryota; Viridiplantae; Streptophyta; Magnoliopsida; Solanales; Convolvulaceae
Product: E3 ubiquitin-protein ligase PUB24-like
Exons: 1
Coding region: 96-1376 (426 amino acids)
Biological process (GO): protein ubiquitination
Molecular function (GO): ubiquitin protein ligase activity
Source: RefSeq, a predicted model, not a curated record